UCACAAAGAUGGGACACCCAAUGUUAUUUAGAUAGAUCAGAAACUAUAGUGAGUACAUUUUACAGCAUAACUGUCAAUUAGAUAGUAGAUAUUCCAAAAUAUACGGUAUGGUGUAAAUGGUAAGCUUGAUUAGAAUCAGUCAACAUUAAUUGACUUCGUCUAAAACUUAGUUUUGGAAAAUCUGAUGUGCUCUUGCACCUAUUUGUAGGGCUGCUAAAAAUAGGCCCUGCUGGCAACACAUGUGUGUCUAUGAUAGGCUGCUACUGAGAUUUUCUCCACAGACUCCAGCUCCAAAGCAGCACCGACAACAUCUCAAUGGGGCUUUUACCUGGAUAACACCAAUAAAGUUGAGCCCUGCAAACAAGCUGUGGACGCGACCAGAGUAGUUUUAUACUUUGGGUGACACUUUUAUCACGGAUUUUACCUUUUUUUUUUUUUUUUUUUGUGAAGUGCUUCAAAGGACAAUGACUUCCAGAAGGCCAAUGACUCGAUCUUUUUCUGGCAAUGGGAGGACAAGCAGCUUCAGUGAAGAGGAGGGCAGCUCUUCCAAUGGCCGCCCAGAAAGCCGCAAUCCUUACCUCUCUAAUGUUAGGCCGGAAAACAGGAGCACAUUGUGCAGCGUCAUGGCUCAGCUGACUGAAGACAUACAACCCUCCUUCGAGAACACCCUGAAAUCAAAGGCAGUCUCAGAAAACUGUAAUGUGAAAUUCACUUGUGUCGUGUCUGGUUACCCAGCUCCAGAGCUGAAGUGGUAUAAAGAUGAUAUGGAAAUGGACCGGUAUUGUGGACUUCCAAAAUAUGAAAUUCGCCGUAAUGGAAAAACCCACACCCUCCAUAUCUACAACUGCACAUUGGAGGACGCAGCCAUCUACCAGGUCUCUGCCUGCAAUAGCAAAGGGAUUGUCUCCUGUUCAGGAGUUUUAGAGGUUGGCACCAUGAACGAGUAUCAGAUUCAUCAGCGGUUCUUUUCCAAGCUGAAGCAGAAAGCAGAGAAGAAGAAAAACGAAAUGGAGGGGCAGAACAAGAAAGAGGAAAAAGCUGUCAUACAGAAAGAGCAAUUGCGUAGUAGCCCGGAACGUCCCCCAAGAAAGCGCCCUGUCCCACCACCAGCGGUCAAGAAGCCGGAGGCUGUGGAACAGUUGGGAGCUGCUGCGGAAGCUAAUGGAGUUAGCUCUGAAGCCAAGGACCCCGUGACAUCCAAAGACAGUGACCUGGAGAAGGAGACUUCUCCAUCUGAGAAAAGCAUGGCUGUAAAGAAAAUAAAGAUCUCAAAUGGAGAAGAUGUUCCAGUUAGCAGCAGUAGCAAAAGCCAUAUGAUGGGAAAUGGAGGUGAAAACUGUUAUGAUGGAGGAAUCAGUUUGGCACAGUUUCUGGCAGAGACUCUUCAGUCCCAGGCUGCGGAGGAGAAACAGAACUCACCUCGAGGAGAGAGACGCAAAGAGAUGGACGUGUCUGCCGCAAGUGCAAGUGUGGAGAAAGAUAGAGAGCAAGAGAGGAUGCAGAAGGAGAGGGAGGAACAAGAGAAAGCACUAGAGGAAGCGCGGAAGAGAGAGAAAAGGAGGGAGGAAGAAUUAGAAAGGGAGAGGCAGUUGGAGAUGUCGCAUGCAGUCCCUCAUACAAAACAUGGAUCAGAAGUCAAACACCACAGCAAGGUUCACAAAGAUCAUGAACACCACAAAAUCCCGGCUUCCAUCUCCUCUAUGCUCCACUCAGUCAAAGACUUCCUCUUUGGGAAGAAUAAGAAGGACUCUCAUGAUCACAUUGAGAACAAGGAGAGAGAGUUUGACAAUUUGCGUCCUAAGCCGGAGACGCCGCCAUCUUUUCGACUGCAAGCGACGCAAAAUGAAGCGUGCAAGCCUCUUAAGGAGGACACUUUGCCGAUGGAAAUCGAUAAGCGGAAGGAGCCCCCAGAAACGGUGACACUGGGGCGAUGUGAGCACACGCAUGAAGACAGCGUUCCCCACACUGAGCUGCCGCCACCCGAGAGCACAGGGGAGUCAACGACGCCGAGUGUCGAGGAGGCUGAUGAUGCUGCGGAGGCCAUGGAGUUCUCUCAGGGGCCAGAGAUCAGCAAGCCAGUUGAAGAAAUGUCAUUGUCUGCGCUUCACGUUCUCACUGAGGCUGUUCCUAUACUCCGGAAAGAGCCAGAAUCCCCGGUUGUUUCAUCACUGCCCAGUCAGCAGGCAGCAGUAGAUGACUCUUCACCCAGGGACGAUAUAUCCGUCUCACCGAAUACCCAAACCCCUAAUGAAGGAAAAUCCUCCCCCACCCUCACUAGCUUGGAAGAAAGCCGGACUCCCCCUCCCAGUGUUAUCUUAUCAGUGGACAGUCACAAUCUUGGAGAGGCGCCCACUGAAACUGUGCAAGACGAGGAUAUGGGUGUUGAUAAUAAGGGCAAAGAAGGAGAACCAAACUCUAGUGAGGGCCCCUCUUACAUUCAGUUACAUGAGGAAGAGAAAGCCGAAGUGAAAUCAGACCAACAGCCGUGCUCAGAUGUUAACAGAUCUGAGAUUACUGAAUUCACAACAUCUACAGAGAGAAAAGAGACGUGUGAAUCAAAAACCCCUAAUCAAGGGCUGUCAUCUCUGUGUGCUGUGACAGCGUACGGCGAAGAGAGACGUAAUGUAAAAGAAGAGACCGAACACACUUCACUGAAUCAGGAAAUGGAUAUAGGAUAUCCGCCCAAUGCGGCCUCGGAGACUUUAGAGCAGGGUGACCUAAAAAUACAGCAGAGAUGCAAAUCUUCUGCACAGGAGGAAAGCAAAGUGGGCCGCGAGAAAAGUGCAAUACUGAGUUCAAACUCGGGUUUAAGUGGUGUUGAAGAAAGUCCUUCUGUUUUAGAGAAGGAAGGGUUGUGCAACAUUUCGAAAAUAUGCGAGCAGGCAGUUUUAGAAGGUGAGAACACUAGGCAGGAGAGUUUACCAUCGGAAGUGGCGAAAGAAAAGAGAAAUCAAAUGGCAAUAAAUGAGGAGCUGAAAGAGUCGAAGAACGUGUCAGUAACACAGAACAGUGAAGGCGAUGUGAGUGACGUUGAAGAGCACAGUAAUGUUGCACAGCAGGAUGGCAGUGAGAGGCAGCAGGGUUGGCCCUCGGGGAAUAUUCCUCAAAUAAAAAUAUCUACCAUCGAAGACACAACAGAUGUUGAACCAACUGUUCCUAAUGUAAACCCCACUGAAGAUUUUAUAAUCCCAAAAAUUGAAAUAAUUGAACCCGAGCUUAAAGAAGGCAUUCUGCCACUCACUAUUUUAGCACUGAAUGAACCUGCUGUUUUGCAAAAUCAUGACUCAACACAUGUGUCUGAUGAAAUAAUACGAAACAACAGCAUGACUGUUUCUCCGAGUGUGUUACCCAUGCAGAUUGGUACGCAGAAUGAUUAUAACUUCUCACCCACAGAAAAAGUUGAGGAAGUUGCACAAUUAGAUGACGAGGCAGAAAUGUCUGAGCGAAGGCGGCCACCUGGGGUAAGCCGCGAGCAGCUCCCUCAGAUGGCGUUAGCAUCCAUUCCUGUUCAAAAUGUUUUAUGUGCUGAUGACAAGGAGGCUGGCGUUUAUGUAAACAGCAGUGUUUCAGAUUCACAGCAGCCUUUUGAAACUGCAACCGUGCCCCUGUUUGUCGUUCCACCGAUCUCUGUCACUUGUUAUGAAAGUGACUCUGAACUGAGACAACCCACUCAAGCUGAUCUGACACAGACUGAAACUUCAACUGUCAUGCAUAGGGGAACAGAGAAUGAUGUUGCCAAUGCAAUGACCGCCAAUCCUGGAAAAACUCAAAGUGGAAAACUUAGCAAAAAACAAACGGCAGAUAACGGUAUUGAAAACAAAAUUCCCUCUUUGCUCGAUGAAGCUUUAACGCCAAAGGUUGGUGACAUUGAGCCUUCAUUCAGUAAAACAGCAGAAGACAACUUUGUCCCUGAAAUCUUAAAGACGAAACCCCUUAAAGAGGCCAAGGCAGAAAACGGCGUGUCUUUGGAGGAUUUGCAAAGAAACAGAUCCUCUGUUGAAAGACUCUGCUCUAAACCCCCCACGUAUCCAUCUCUGAGCCCAGCCAGCCUCCGCAAAUUCAUGUCCAAAGCUGCUCAAGACGCAGACAGCGAGGCUGUGACAGCUGUCCCUCUGAUCACAGUGGGCGACCGCCAGAGUGACAAGGCGGACGAAGAUCUUAGCGGAGGCUCUACACCAACAUCGUCCCUGUCCUGUGAAAGCAGUCCCCGGCUGAAACGCAGGGACAGCCUUACACUCAUACGCUCUGCCACGCCAGAAGAGUUGGCCUCUGGAGCUCGUCGCAAAAUAUUCAUCCCGAAACCGAAAGAGGACGGAGAAGGGGCUGUGGUCAGUGCACUGGAUACUCAGGGCAAGAAAGAGAGCCCCUACAUGUCGCCCAGCCAGGCUCGCAGAGCGGCGCUGCUACAAGCUCCCACAGGACAGAACACCCCACCUAUGGAGAGGCGCUCCCCACUGCUGCCCCGCAGAAAGAUCACCUUGGAGGUGCCAAAGGUCGUUGAGGAGCCGCCCACAGAAGAUCAAACCAGCGCCAAACAAGAGGAGAAGACAGAAAAGAAGCUGGACCCUUUGAAAGCUCCACAGGUCAUCCGAAAGAUCAGGGGAGAGCCAUUCCCAGAUGCCUCGGGACACCUGAAGCUGUGGUGCCAGUUCUUCAAUGUGCUCAGCGACUCCACCAUAAAGUGGUUCAGAGACGAGGUUGAGAUACUAGAGGUGAAGAGAAGUGGAGGAGAUGAAAGCCAAGUAGCUCUGGCUAUUGUUCUCGCGUCCAGUCAAGACUGUGGGGUGUAUGGCUGUACCAUCAAGAAUGAAUAUGGGACUGACACCACUGACUUCCUUCUCAGUGAAGACAUUCUGUCUGAGAUACUCUUAAGAGAUGAUUUGGAAGUCGGAGAGGAGAUCGAGAUGACGCCACUGCUGUUCACCAAAGGUCUGGCCGACUGUGGCAACUGGGGCGGCAAGUACUUUGGCCGCAUCAUGACCGAGGCGGCGAACAUCGGAGAGGGCUGCGCUCACAAAGCCAGCAGAGUGAAGGUCAUCUAUGGCCUUGAUCCCAUUUUUGAGUCUGGAAGCGCUUGCAUGAUCAAAGUCCAAAGUCCCAUCGCAUAUGGGACCAAACAGGAGAGCAACCUUACAGAGAGAAAUCUAGUGAUUACUAAGCAGGAAUGCAAAGUCCAAAACAUGAUUCGAGAAUACUGCAAAAUCUUUGCAGCUGAAGCCAGAGUUAUAGAGAACUUCGGCUACUCACUAGAAGUGAUUCCUCAGUACCUGAUGUACCGGCCUGCAAACUCUGUGCCAUAUGCCACAGUGGAGGCUGAUCUGAAGGGUGACUUCCUCAAGUAUUGUACAAUGGAUCCUAAAGGCCAGCUGAUUACAAAAACUGCUGCUGAAGUAGAGCAGAAAUGCUGCACCUUCCAACACUGGAUUCAUCAGUGGACACAUGGAAAUCUGUUGGUCACUCAGCUAGAGGGUGUUGAAACAAAGAUGACAAAUAUCAGAGUUGUGACAAAGUCAAAAGGAUACCAAGGACUUACUGAAAACGCCUCACCGGAAGUGUUUGAACAGUUCCUGACUACCCAUCAGUGCAACUACUACUGUGGACUGCUUAGCCUGCAACCGUUAAAGACAGUGGACAGUCUGCAGACCAGCAAGACAAAGGGCUCCCGGAGCCCCCUGCUCAACCGCAAGUUGGGCUCCAGCCCACAGAUGCAGCGGAAAGGACACAGCCCGCAGAUGCUUAGAAAGGCUAACUCUAGCCCAAAGGUAACUAAAAAAGUUCAGGAGACAGAGGACAAUAAAUCCGACACUAAACCAAAGCCAACAGAAACUGCCGCUGCCCUUGAGAUGAGGUAGAAAAAAAGUGCCUUUUUUUGUUUCAAGCAAGAUGUUAUUGCUUCGAAUGUUUAAGUGGUACCAGUUGUUUCCAGUUUCUAAGAAGACUUGAAGAGUAAGGUUAUCUGAAAAGGGAGGUUUGUUGACCUGACAUGUCAUAAAGAAUUACUGUGAAUUUCUCCGUCAGCAUUGCAGUUACAGUAUGAGACAUCCAUCCUCCUUCUGUAGUGAAAAGAUUUAUGAGGACGUUUGCAGAAAUGUGCAUGGGUUUAACGACUUUAUAGCCCUAAGAUACCAACCAGCAAAAACAGUUGUGUUUUUUUUUUUUUUUUUUUAUUUUAGAAUAAAAAUAAAAAACUGUGCCACAUAAGGUUAGCCAAAACGUGCAUAUUAUACCGUUUGAAACACGUGCCUUAGAUAUUUUAAACUCUACAAGUUGACAAAUAGCUCCAAGCUACAUUUGUCAACUCAAAACAUCACCGAACUGUGUGACAAACCAUAGGAUAUGCACUGAAACUUGUUUUUGUUUUAAAAAUCAUUUCAGUAGUUUAAUUUGAAUAGUUAUGGAACCACAGAAACAGAGGGGGCUGAGGUAAUCUGUCCAUGCUGAACACUACAUGUUUAUCUGUGAUGUACAGUAUGUUGGUGGGACUUAAUGUUUUAUUAUGGAUUUAUUGUUUCCAUUAGAACUGAUUAUGCAGCAUUUCCUUUUACAGCACAGUUGAACUCAUGCUGUUGACUGACAGCUCUGUUUUUGUUCAAAGAUGUUUGUGAGCACCUUGUUUUUGGCAUUAUUUUGUAGUAUUUCUUUAAGUCUUUUGAUGUUGUGUGUCUGUGUCUUUAAUCAGUCCUCGUACAGUUUUUCCAGCAAAUGUCACAUGCAAAGCAAUGAGCAAUAAGGGGCUUACCAGUAAACUCUUUAACUAUGGUAUGCUCAAGCUAAUUGACAUGCAAAGUAUGUGUUUUCUUAAGUAGAAAGGAAGCUUCUGAAUCAGCGUAUAACAACUAUUAGGACCUGACCUAUGGACUGUGGGCUAAAGGCAGACUGACAGAAUUUUCAGAAGCCUAUUUGUCGCUCAGUAAGGCUCCCUGUGUAAAAUCUGAGAAGUCUAUGUACACUGAGAAUCACCUCUUUAUCCAAACAGGGGGCUUUUGUUGGUGUAAAGCUGGUGAACAGUAAUCAGACUUAUCUUAAGGGUUUCAUAUUUAAAUAAAAAAACAUAGUUGCUAUGCCAGCAUGGACUUUAAUAUAAUUUACUAUAUUCUGUCAAGCAGGACUUCGCACAGGUAUUCAUGUUUGAAUUCCAACAUGAAUCAUUUAACAGGUCAUUAAAAUCUGACAAGAACACUUCAGGAAUAUCAGGAAACAUUAUCGUUUAAUGAGUAAUCAGUCUUCACAUUAGUCCAAAUUGCCACUCUUAACCCAACAAGAGUGAAACAAUUGACUGCAAUGACACAAAAGUGUAAAAUAUAUUGAAAUGAAGCGAAAGUUUAGAAAAGCAGAUGUUGGUGUUGAGGUUUAAUGUCAUGCAAGAAAAGUGUUGUAUUGUAUUUAUGUGUACAUAAAGUCACAGGACUAAAUAUCUGCAGUAUAGUUUGAAGAAAUUGUUAACAUGAGAAUGAGUGAGACAAUGAAUGAGUAAUUGAGAAAGAAGAAUAAACGUAAUUUCCAGUA
Messenger RNA from Labrus mixtus (cuckoo wrasse), 7506 nucleotides. RefSeq names its product alpha-kinase 3a (gene alpk3a). Lineage: Eukaryota; Metazoa; Chordata; Actinopteri; Labriformes; Labridae. Gene Ontology annotation, molecular function: protein serine/threonine kinase activity; ATP binding. Gene Ontology annotation, biological process: protein phosphorylation; cardiac muscle cell development. Bases 465 to 5852 code for a protein of 1795 amino acids. The record is from RefSeq and is a predicted model, not a curated record. Gene Ontology annotation, cellular component: nucleus. The transcript has 14 exons.